Messenger RNA from Ectocarpus sp. CCAP 1310/34, 2817 nucleotides. The record is from the annotation of a GenBank genome assembly. NCBI's taxonomy places the organism in Eukaryota, Phaeophyceae, Ectocarpales, Ectocarpaceae.
GUGGUCGUGGACAAGCGUGUCAACGACAGAACCUUCAUCUAUCUCUAGGAGCAAGCUACCGCCCACGGCCUCACUCCUUGAAACUUAGCGUCAGCUGGCAUUACACGGACACCAUGUCCAGCGGCAAUGUGGAACUUCUGGGCGACAAUGUGGAAAUCCUGGAUCACUCACCCGAGGGCGAGGCUCCCACCGCAGAGCAGUUUCCAGCGGCCGGUGCGGGAGACGAGAGCCCCCCCAUGCCCAUUGUGUUCACCGUUGAUAAUUUGCUGGACAACAUCGCCACAGCAGAUCCGGCGGAAUUGGAGCGGGUCUACAACACCGGACGUGUCUCUCUGGAAGAUAUUGUAGAAGCGGCCCAUCUGUCGUCCGAAUCCCCCUUUUUCGUUCCUCCUUUCUCGCUCCCGCCGGAAGACAAAAUAAUCCUCUUGCCCCACGACGAGUUAAUGGCGUACUAAAGGUUGAACGAGAUGUGGUGCGACGGUCUUGCCGGGAAGAUAGCCGAGGCGGAGGCGCGAGAGCAGGCGAAGCGCGAGGACGCGGAGCGCUUGGCGGAACGUGAGGCUGCUCUGGCUGCUGCGGCGAGGAAGCAGGAGGAGGAAGCUGCUCUGGCUGCUGCGGCGAGGGAGCAGGAGGAGGAGCGUGCAACUGUUCUGGUGGAGCGUAAGGCGUAUCCCCAAGCGGCUCGGGCGAAGCAGGGGGCGCUCCGAUCGCGGCUGGAGGAGCUGGAGCCCCGCCACCAGAACCCACGAGCAGCCCCCCACCCCCGCCGUCGUGUUAUCGUCCCCCCCCCCACGCAAUCCCAGGUGCCCCUUGGUUCCCAUCUUGCCGCCUCGCCGCACGAGAAGGAGCGGGAGGUGGCGGCUUCUCCGACGAUCGAGAAGGAGCGGGAGAGGACAGCGACUCCGGAGUUUUCGGUGACUUUGGGUCUUCCGGCCGGUGCUGAAGACGUAGCAUCGUUUGCGGCGGCAACCACGGUGUACGAGUUCCACGUUGGAGAUACAGAGUUCCUAUCCCGCCCGCUGGAGAUGCCUGCUGAAGAUGUAACGUUCCACGAUGAGGAGAAAUUGGCAGCUCUUUUUGCAUGGGCUGGCAUAAAACAACUCGUCCAUGCACAAUUUCCACAACCGCACACCGUUGCUUUCGGGCACAUUUACCAUACCCCAUACAUCGCGAAACUUCCGCCCCAUACAUCGCGAAACUUCCGCCUUCUUCGCGGCAGCCUCUUCACGCCCUGCACAUGGUUCUGGAGGGGACAAGGACUGCGNUUUUUCGCUCUCCGUCGUGCCACCUUUGAUAGAGGUCCUCAAGGAACGUCGGUGGUGACACAAGAUGGAGGAUUCCAGCUGCCUCUUGCUCGUGCUGCCUCAAACAACGACUUCAAGCACGAUCUGCAAGCCCCCCGACAGGCCUCUUCACGCCCUGCACAUGGUUCUGGAGGGGACAAGGACUGCGGUUGGUCGGCGGCUCCUGUGUCCAAGAGCUGGAAGAACCGUUGGGGUGACCAAGAUUCGACGGCCAAGAGCGGGACGGACGACCACCGCCUCUUCACCCAGUCUUCGCGAGGGCGCGGCACCGGAGAUGGCGGGCGAGAGCAAGCCGUGGGGAACCAGCCUACCAGGGCUUCGCCGGCGAGCCGCCAUCGCCGCAGCAGGAGUCGGAGCGCAGAACGUCAACAGUGCACCAAUCCUUCACCUAGUCGUGGACGCAGCCGGAGCGGAGACCGUCGUGGGAGAAACACGCCUUCGUCUAGGCGUAACCGCAGCCGGAGCCAGAACCGGAGCGGGGGCAACAGCAGGGUGACCAGCACUGACAGCAGUCCCGGCGGAAAAGGGGGACGGAGGUCAGGUCACGGUAGCAGGCAAGUAGAAAACCAUCUGCGCAAGGAAUCGGCAGGGCCCUCGACGUACGCCUUCUUCAUCCAGAAAUUGGCGGCCGCCUGGGACACUCAAGACAAGAGCUCGGGGAUUGAUCGUCUUCACAGUUUUGGCGUAUCCAACGGCGAGACUUACGGAGACNGUGUCACACGCUUGCCCCUCGGUCCUGAUCCUGAUGAAUUUGCUCGCUUCGCGUCUAGCUGCAAGGGUGUGGUCACAGAGAUCCUCAACAAAAGCGACGUCAAGCGCAAGCAGACUUUCAAUUCCUCCACCUGGGUCACCGGAUGGCUUCCGUUGUUGCGCAAACGUGUCCAUGGUGCUGUCGUUGAAGGCCAAACCACCAACCGUGCCACGCUGGAGUUUCUUGAGGCCACCUUCCUACAGGUAGAAAACCAUCUGCGCAAGGAACCGGCAGGGCCCUCGACGUACGCCUUCUUCAUCGAGAAAUUGGCGGCCACCUGAAACACUUAAGACAAGAGCUCGGGGAUUGAUCGUCUUCGCAGUUUUGGCGUAUCUGACGGCGAGACUUAUGGAGAAUACAUUCGUCGCUAUAAGGCUCUGGCCAUGACCGUCAUGGUUUCCCACCACGCGUUCAAACCUUCGGAUGCGCAAGUGCAGAUAGCUGUUCGAGACUGCAUGUUGAAGCAGUUUCCGGUAGUGUCUGGGCAGGUGUACAAGGAUGAGCAGCUCUCCAUGGAAGCCCCUUUUGGGCGACAUGCUUCGUGUCUGGAUGAUAUGUGGGAUGUGUUGGACAAGCGUGCGUUCGCGCACACGCCGGCGGUGCAUGGAGAUGUUUUUUUUUCGGUAUCUUCCACGAAUGCUAGGAGUUCCUCUGCUGUUUCGCGUGCAGUAGCUUCUUCGGCGUUGCGUUUCGACGGUUACCCCUUCGUGGAGCCAAGGUUCUUCGACCGCCGUGAUGGGUGUUGACCCCCUACCUAAUGAU